UUACAGGGAUAUUCUUGUUGCGCUGUGUGAAUUUUGCGAUCAACCAUUCCAGGCGAACAUAAUGGUUGGAAAUCAGUCCGAAAUCUUGGAUGAACCGAUUACAAUUGAACCUUCGUUGGGUAUCACUACGUUGCAGACUGCGCAUCCAUCAGAAUUGCCGAGAAAGUCUACAUCGUCAGGUGAAAUCAUCCGGCUGCAGCAGCAGCUGUGCGAUUUGAAAACCAGCUUUCCUUCUAGUGGACAAAGUUCGGAACCACAUUCAGUAGAAAUUGAAAAUUUUUUGAACUAUUACCAUCCGCAACAUACGAUUUAUACUGACGUCGGUUUUCAAAUAAAUGAGAAAUGCAGUAAUCAAAAUGCCUUCACUUGAUUCUAGCUUCUCAAAAUCAAAAGAUGAUCCCAUUAGAUUGGGAAAUCACCAAACAGUUUCAAUCUUUCCUAUCCUGAUUUUCCAAAUUUGCUGAAUCAAGUGUGAUUAUAUUUAAUGAUUUAAACAGUUUGUCUGUUUGUCUAUCUGUCAAUCUAUCCAUAUCUAUGCUGUAUCUCUUAGCGGUUUGCAGACUGUAAUUUUUAGACUUUGUUGUGAGAGGUGGAAAUUGUAUACAAUGUGUGAAUUUUUUCCUCAUUCUAGGAAUGAUUUGUUUUAUUUGCACCCGUUUUGUUUGCAGUAUUGUUUAUCAUGUAACUGCUUACGUUGCAGAAAUAUUCACCGUUCAACGAGGGAGCCAUCCGUCUCAACUAGUAAUUUAUUAAGUUCUAAAGGUAUUGCGAAACAAAGUGGUACAUUCAUUUUCUGUUUAUUAAAUGAUUAUCAAAAUUCUUGAACUAAUAUUCAUAGCUCAUUUGCUGUGUGGCUGUGCUGGUGCGACAGUACUCUCAGAUGUAGCUUCACGUACGAACUCUUGAAAGUGAUUCACAAGGCCAACCGUCAAACCACUC
Loa loa (African eye worm) is the source of this 939-nucleotide messenger RNA. RefSeq lists its product as hypothetical. The record is from RefSeq and is a predicted model, not a curated record. Lineage: Eukaryota; Metazoa; Nematoda; Chromadorea; Rhabditida; Onchocercidae. The transcript is spliced from 2 exons. Bases 62 to 370 code for a protein of 102 amino acids.